AUGUCGAAACGACCAGCAGAUGCGUCACUUGAAGAAGAACCUCCAGUAGGUUCUCCCGUUUCGAAAAAGCCCCGGGUAGAAGACGAUGUCCCCGAAGGCGACGAUGCGCGCCGAGAAGCUCUCCCGUUACGCCGGGCCAACGCCCACCAGUGGGAGCAAGAUGAGCGGAAUGGAAACGAUAUACUCGCAGCGGCGGAUCAAGAAGCAGAAGAACUAGAAGAAGGGGCCCGGGAUGACGGGGCUGGGCUAUCGGAUGAGGACGACGACCGACCAGCGAUCGCGGCGCCGAAACGCCAGAACGCACCCAUGGAAGGCUACGGGGAUUUGUACCUCGAUACGAUCAAUCGCGGCGUGCUCGAUUUUGACUUCGAAAAACUUUGCUCGAUCAGUCUGUCCAACAUCAACGUGUACGCGUGUCUUGUCUGCGGGAAAUACUUUCAAGGCAGAGGCCCCAAGUCGCACGCCUACUUCCACGCCCUGGACAUUGGGCACCAUGUCUUCAUCAACAUGGGAUCCAAGAAAGUUUUCGUUCUCCCGGAGGGGUACGAGGUUAAGAAUAAGAGUUUGGAUGAUAUUAAAUAUGUUGUCGACCCCCACUACGGCAAGGACUACGUCUCGAAACUGGACAAAGAGGCCCACGACUCGUUCGAUCUCGCAGGCAAUCGCUACAGACCAGGUUUCGUGGGUAUGAACAAUAUCAAAGCCAACGAUUACUUGAACGUAGUGGUCCAGCUGCUGGCCCACGUCCUCCCCAUUCGCAACUACUUCCUUUUACAUGAGUUUCCCGCUCUAGGGACACCGCAACUGGCGCUCCGCUUUAGUACGCUGGUGCGCAAGCUAUGGAAUCCCAAGGCAUUCCGGUCUCACGUCUCACCGCACGAGUUGCUGCAAGAGAUCGCUCUCCGGUCCUCGAAGCGUUUCACGCUCACUCAGCAGUCGGAUCCCGUCGAGUUCAUGUCCUGGUUCUUGAAUAACCUGCACCUUUCCCUCGGGGGCUCCAAGAAACCGUCGAAGACGCCUACAAGUGUGGUCCAGGCCGCCUUCCAAGGUCACCUUCGGAUCGAAAGCCAGGCGAUCACCGCCCAUUCCGAUACCCAAAACGCCCGUCUGGUCUUCACCGAGUCCGGCGACAUCAAGAGCCAGACCACCCCCUUUCUGAUCCUCACGCUGGACCUCCCCCCAACGCCCCUCUUCCAAUCCUCCAACCGAGAAUCCAUCAUCCCCCAGGUCCCCCUGACCACCCUGCUAAACAAGUACAAUGGAAUCAGCGCCUCCGAGAAACUCUCCGACCGAGUGCGCCACCGCCUCCUACACCCUCUACCCCCCUACCUCCUCUUCCACAUCAAGCGCUUCAGCAAAAACCGCUUUGUCUCCGAACGAAACCCCACAAUCGUCACCUUCCCCUCCCCCAACAAUCUAGACAUGUCCCCCUACGUGGAGCCGAACCCGAACGUCUGGCCCCCAGGCGAACCGAUCAUGUACGACCUCGUCGCCAAUAUCAUCCUCGACCCGGCCGUCGCCGCACCCGGCGCCACUGAAGACGCAGCAGGCAAGGGCGUCAACGCCGCCUCGGGCGCCGCCUCGACAGGCGCAGGCGCGGGCAACGAGAAAGUUUCCUGGCUCGUCCAACUCCACGACAAGGCUAUCUCCGCGGAGAGCGCGCGCCACCAGGGCGAGGGCAAGGGCGACCAGCGCGGUGCAGAGUGGUUGGAGAUUCAGGAUCUGUUUGUAAAGCGCGCGGAGAGCGAAACGCUGUUCACCCGUGAGGGUUACCUCAUGGUUUGGGAGCGCCGACGGGUCCCUGGGAUGUCCAAUCGGCCUGGGAAGGCCGCUGCGAAGUGA
This is a messenger RNA of Aspergillus candidus, 1842 nucleotides long. RefSeq names its product ubiquitin carboxyl-terminal hydrolase family protein. The transcript has 2 exons. NCBI's taxonomy places the organism in Eukaryota, Fungi, Ascomycota, Eurotiomycetes, Eurotiales, Aspergillaceae. Gene Ontology annotation, molecular function: cysteine-type deubiquitinase activity; zinc ion binding. The coding region runs from base 1 to 1842 and encodes 613 amino acids. The record is from RefSeq and is a predicted model, not a curated record. Gene Ontology annotation, biological process: mRNA processing; spliceosomal complex assembly; protein deubiquitination.